Vitis vinifera (wine grape) is the source of this 852-nucleotide messenger RNA. RefSeq names its product early nodule-specific protein 2-like. The record is from RefSeq and is a predicted model, not a curated record. The coding region runs from base 19 to 606 and encodes 195 amino acids. The transcript has a single exon. NCBI's taxonomy places the organism in Eukaryota, Viridiplantae, Streptophyta, Magnoliopsida, Vitales, Vitaceae.
CUGAGUCCAAACCCAAAGAUGUCUACUACAUACUUGCUAGUGUUGUUGCUUGGCAUGGUGGUUCUCACCACCCCCUCACUUGGUGAUUACCCUGAGCAUCCCCCCUUCGAGAAGCCACCACCAGAGCAUAAGCCUCCGGUGGAGAAGCCACCUCCAGAACACAAGCCACCCACUAAACCUCCCCAGGGAGAGAAGCCCCUCCCAGAACACAAGCCACCGACCCCAAUUGGUAAACCUCCCAAGGGAGAGAAGCCACCACCAGGACACAAACCCACCCCAUUCGAAAAACCUCCCAAGGGGGAGAAGCCACUCCCAGAACACAAGCCACCAACCCCAGUUGGCAAACCACCCAAGGGAGAGAAGCCACUCCCAGAAAACAAGCCACCAACCCCAGUUGGCAAACCACCUAAGGGAGAGAAGCCACCACAUUAUGGUCACAACCCUGGUCACCCUCCUGCUGAGAAUGCUGAAGACUCAUACAAGCCACCUCGGAAGAUUAAGCCUCCUUCAACUCCAGCAAAGAAGCAACCAGCUCCCGGAAAGAAGCUGCCAACUUCCCCGCACAAGCCACCCCUCAAACCUCCUUCUCCCAUCCAUCCCAACUGAGCGACUUUGAUCAGUAUGAGUAAUAUGUAAAAUAAGAGCUUCUAUGUACCCGUAUUAUCUUUUCCUGUGACUCAUAUGCAGUGUUCUAUAUAUAGAUCUGUCACGUCUGUCCUGUUUAGGAAUUUUGACUGCUGUGAGUUACUCAAAGUGUUUGUCCAUUGCUUGUAGCUGAUGAGCAUUGAGACAUACGCUGUUAAUGUUAUAUCGAUAAUAUUGAAUGCUAUCUAUGUUUAGCUUUCUAGAAUA